Molecule: messenger RNA, 589 nt
Organism: Ochlerotatus camptorhynchus
Lineage: Eukaryota; Metazoa; Arthropoda; Insecta; Diptera; Culicidae
Exons: 2
Coding region: 41-589 (182 amino acids)
Source: RefSeq, a predicted model, not a curated record
CACAGCUCAUCCGAAAGUCGAAAGACCUCCACCGAACGCAAUGUUGCUGCCCGGUUUACUCUUCACUAUGGCGGCCCUCUUCCGGUCCGUCCAGCCGGAUGGAAUCUCCGACGUCACCUUCCAACGGGUUCAGCAAACCAUCGGAUUCGAUAUCAUGAAGUCGAACCUGCGCAUCACCAAGCUCAACCGGACCUGCGCCGUUAUGAACGGCACCAUGAACUUCUUCGUGAACAUGGACAAUCGCUUCACGUUUCAAAUUAAAAGUGCCUACAGCCGCCUCGGCAACAACCAAUUCAACGAGUACCCGAUGAAGAUCCCCGAGCAACCGUUCUGUCAAUUUCUGAACGACAGCUACCGGGACUAUCAGGAGCUGUUCAAACAAACCACCAACCUGCCGCAGGUAGAUUCCGGGGGCCACUGUCCGUUGCCGGCGGCGAACUAUUGGUUCAAACACGUUGUGGUGAAACCGAAAACCAUGCCGCAGAUGAUCCCGGAAGGCUACUGGCGGCUGACGGUGCUGUUCACCGGACCAGAGGGUGAAGCCGACCUGCAGCUGUUCCUCAGGGUGUCCAAGGAGUCGUACUUUUAA